This is a messenger RNA of Aspergillus puulaauensis, 2205 nucleotides long. RefSeq names its product Zn(II)2Cys6 transcription factor. Bases 1 to 2205 code for a protein of 734 amino acids. Gene Ontology annotation, molecular function: zinc ion binding; DNA binding; DNA-binding transcription factor activity, RNA polymerase II-specific. The record is from RefSeq and is a predicted model, not a curated record. Gene Ontology annotation, biological process: regulation of DNA-templated transcription; DNA-templated transcription. The transcript has 7 exons. NCBI's taxonomy places the organism in Eukaryota, Fungi, Ascomycota, Eurotiomycetes, Eurotiales, Aspergillaceae.
AUGGAUGUGCCAAACCAGGACCGUAUUAGCGCAGACCAGAGGCGCACACGUGUAGCCUGUCGCCGGUGUAACUCGAAGAAGAUCAAGUGCAACGCACAGGAAGGGAUUCCCUGCAAGGGGUGCCUGUCGACGAAUACAACCUGCGUCCCGAUCGAAUCACAGCGGGGGCGGUAUGUUCGCAAACGGCCUCGGACAACUGCACGGAACGCCAGGCAAUCACACCACCUCUCUCGGCAGGGGUCAGACAAUCCACGCGCCGACGAAACACCGCCCCCUCUCAUCGGCAGCAGCGGUAUGAUAGCCCCUCCGCCGGACACACCUCUCUCUGCGGACGGGGCGUCUAGUACUUCUCGGCAAACACCCGAGGGAUCAGAUCGUGACAGUGACCGCCGGUUUUAUUUGCAAAUCGCAGAUCAAGGCGUCAAUUCAACCCCUCAGCCUAUCUCGAGUGAAAAGGGCACACUGUUCCUUGGUGAAUCCUUCAGCUUAACAUAUGUGGUUCACGAUGUGUUGGCACCAUUUCUCAGCACCGAGUGCGCACCAAACUACCGCAGACGGCUUCAUUUUCCGACCAACGAGGAGUUCGACUCAUCCAUUCAGGGACAAAUAAACAUCAUUGAAGCGCAGGAAAAACUGCUUCGGGAUAGAGAUCUUCUGUUUCAGCCUGCUCGGAGAGCCUUGUGUCAGCUACUCGACGCGUACUUCAAGUGGUUUCACCCGGCGUUCCCCGUGCUCGAGAAGGUCAAAUUUCUGCAGCAAUCUAGUGGAAAGAGCUCGUCCCUACUGGUCCUCAAUGCGGUGCUCAUGAUUGCCGUUACAGUCUGUGACGAAGCGGACUUGGCCCUUCUGGGUGUGCACGGGCGCUACAAAGCACGCGAGCUGUUUUACAACCAGGCCCGGGCGUUGUAUGAGAGCGACUCAGACCCUGACAAACUGAACAACGUGGUGGCUACGUUCUUGAUCAGUUUCUGGUGGGGCGGUCCCAAUGAUCAAAAGGACUCCUGGCAUUGGCUGGGUAUUGCAAUCAGCUCAGCUCAAAAUUUGGGGAUGCAUCGCUCGACGUCCAAGUCUCACAUGUCCACUCAACGAGUACGAAUGUGGAGGCGCAUAUGGUGGUGCUUACGGAUAAGGGAUGUCCUGGUCAGUAGUUCGAUUGGGCGCCCGCAGCACUUUUCGGUGCGUGAUUGUGAUGUAGAGCUGCUCUCGCCGCAUGACCUGGAAGACGAGUUCCAAAGUGAGCCCGAGAUGCAUUACGCUUGCCAGAUGGCACGUCUCUCAACCAUCUUUAGCAGGAUCGUUUCAUCGCGAUAUGCUGCAGUCAAAGCAGAUAACCCGGCCCAAGAAAAGGCUCAACUUGAGAACGAUCUUGAUGACUUUCGGGUGCAUGUUCCCCAACUUUUAAGAUACACUGGAAUUGGUGAAGAUGGGCGAACCUCUCUGUGGGCUGCCAUGCUACUGAUGGCAUACAACUUCGGCGUCAUUCUGCUGUGUCGGCCCCCACAUAGUAACGGUUCAGGCAUGUCUCAAUCCUGGGGCAACCACGCUAAAGCCUUGGCCGCGGCGAAUGAAGUGACGCGGGCGAUAGAAGACAUACUCUCUCUUUCUAUGGGCCGCGUGUGCCAAAUUCACACGAUCCCAGCACUUUUUAACUCUCUCGCCAUCCACGUAUUUACGAUCCUUACCUCGCGCUCUAUCGGCCGACAGCUCGCCGAAAACCGAGCACGCACCUGUAUGCUCGGUCUAACGUCUCUUCAAGAAUCCUGGCCGGUGAGCGGGUGGAUCUUGCGCCUUUUCGACUAUAUCAUGGAACGCUUGAAAUUCACGUCCAAGCAGCACCCCACCGUCCCCACUACCUUGGGGCAAGGAGGUCUGUUGAGCACGACCACAAGGACCCGGCUCAGGCACAAUUUGCACCAGCGCCCAUCCGCUCAGCAAGCCGAUGCGCCCGGUUCAAACAACCCGCGCCACGCGCAUGAAAUUGGAACACCAUCAAAUUACCAACGCACGGUGGUCCAUCCGACAGCUACCAGAAACGUGUUCGAGGAUCCGGAGGCGCUGCCUGAGAUGAUGUUGCCGGAUUUGUUUGUUCCAGAUGAGUAUUACGAGGGCGGCCUGGGAGGGGGGCAGGUGGACUUCUUUGACUUGUUAAGGGUUCCAGACUGGGAUAAUAUGGAGCUGGAGGCGCCGCACAACUUCUAUCUAUAA